Messenger RNA from Engraulis encrasicolus (European anchovy), 1749 nucleotides. Its product is annotated as cytolytic toxin-alpha-like. Lineage: Eukaryota; Metazoa; Chordata; Actinopteri; Clupeiformes; Engraulidae. Bases 1 to 1749 code for a protein of 582 amino acids. The transcript is spliced from 5 exons. The record is from RefSeq and is a predicted model, not a curated record.
AUGGCACAAUUAAAAGGAGACUCUACACUGGUGAUCAGUGCCCUAAGCAGACCUCUGGACCUGGGUACGCUUUACAAUGCGCGCAAUGACCAACUCAUACCAGGAAUAACUCUUUGGAAGGCUGAGGACAUGAAGAGCAAGACGCAAGUCACUCCACAGCCUAAUACAAAUUUCCAGGUGUCAACAUCUGAGUCACUUAGUGAGAAGAUGAAUCUUCUGGAUGUGAGCACCUCAGUGAAGGCUAGCUUCCUCGCUGGGAUAGUGGAAGUAUCUGCAUCUGCAAACUACCUCAAUCAGAAGACCUCCUCAACUCGUCAGUGCAGAACCACCCUGAAAUACCACGUGACCACCGAGUUUAAAGAACUCAUGAUAUCUGAACUGGAAGCUCCAAACCCUGAUGCCUUCGACAUGCGAGAUGCUACCCAUGUGGUUGCUGGGGUGCUGUACGGAGCCAAUGCCUUGAUGGAAUUCCAAGAAACAGCCCGUGAUGAUUCACAGAAGCAAGAUGUCAAAGUACAAAUGAGUGUGAUGCUCAAUAAGAUCCCAUUCAUAGACGUCAGUGCUCAAGGAAGCGUGAACAUGAGCGAUGAAGACAAGAAGAAGGUGAAGAACUUCAGCUGCAGGUUUUAUGGUGACUUUGGUCUGAAGAAUCUCCCAUCUACAUUUGAGGAGGCUGUGAAGGCCUACAAAGAGCUGCCCAGUCUACUCGGGGAGAAGGGAGAGAAGGCUGUACCUCUGACGGUCUGGUUGUAUCCUCUCAGCAAACUUGGCAGUUUUCAGGACAAGCUGAAGAGAAUGAUCUCAGAGCUGUUUGUAUCUGAGGCGGAGAAGAUGAUUGAUGAUUUCCACCAGGCCGAGAUAAGGACCAAUGACCUGCUGGGGAAGAGCAAAGCCAUCAAAGCCAAAGACAUCGUCUGUAAGCUUGAGCAGUUCCAAAGUGGUCUGAGGAUCUUCACCGCUGAGAUGCUAAGGAAAAUGGCUGACCUAGUCCCGGCUAUAAGAGAAGGGAAGAAGGAGGAGGCCGUUUUUAGGGAACUUCUGAAGACCCGAAAUGACUCUGCAUUCAGUGGCAGCGACAUGGAGAAGUGGCUGGAUGACAAAGAGACAGAGGUCAACACUCUAACGUUGCAUCUCAAAAAGCUCCAGUACGACAUCAAACCUCCUGGCCGUGAGCUUGACAUGUUUCUGGCAGACCCAGAUGUCAAAGAUGCAUUCGUCUUCAGCUUCACCUCACUGAGCUAUGAGGAACCAUACCUGAAAAGAAUCUCACAAGAGGCAGACGGCUUCAAAGAUGGUGCCCUUAGCAGUACCCCUAAACAGUACCUAGAAAACCCUGUUCCCUGGUACCUGAACCCACACGUGAAGGAGGCUAUGUAUUCCUCUAUCAAUAUUUUCAACAAUGCACCCACUAAGCACAAAGUCAUCAGUUACAUUGCAGACCCGAAUUACCCAGGAGCUGCUGUCCGCUGGUAUCGCAACGCAGUCCUCAUGAAACCACAAGUGAAGAACAUCCAACAAUUAUAUUCCUGUGACCUCACAUUUGACCAAAGCACAGCCAACACACGUGUCGUACUCUCCAAUGGCAACAAGAUUGCGGCGUGUGUGGACUCGGACCAGCCAUAUCCUGCCAACCCCGGGAGAUACAUACUCUCCGCCAGCGUUUCUACUGUGGAGCCUCUGACUGGACGUCACUACUUUGAGUUUGAGUGGGAUCUAAAAUCUGUUAUAGUUGUAAUUGCAAUAACAUAA